Drosophila navojoa is the source of this 3162-nucleotide messenger RNA. Its product is annotated as PHD finger protein 14. Gene Ontology annotation, biological process: regulation of transcription by RNA polymerase II. The record is from RefSeq and is a predicted model, not a curated record. NCBI's taxonomy places the organism in Eukaryota, Metazoa, Arthropoda, Insecta, Diptera, Drosophilidae.
UCGACAGACUUUCAGCUCUAUUAGGUUGCACGAUUUUUCUUGCAUUUCGUGACAAAAAGAGCAAUUUUAUUUCAAUGGCGCCGUUUAAACGCGUACGCCAGCAAAAAAUGACAACACAAUUAUUGCUCGAUUUUGAUUUGGGUGAAAGUUCAUCAGACAGUGAUUUUUUGCCAGACAUAGACAAUUGCUCGGAUGGCUCAAAGGACGAAAGCGACGGCGAUGGCGACAGCAGCGACGCCAGCAGCAACAGCGAUAACAGCGACAGCGAUGCAGAUGGUAAUUCUGGCGAUGACAGCGAUGAUUCCACGCUACAAUUGCGCCAGCUGCUAGCUGAGAGCAACAACAAUGCACAGCAGGACGCAUCAACACAACCGGCAGCUGAUGCACCCGCACAGCUCGCUCUAGUGCCGGUGCCUCGUAUAAAUGGCUUCAAUACGGAGCCAGUGGCCCCGCCAAAGCGUAUGUGCUGCGUGUGUCUGGGGGAACGCAGUGACGAUGUCAACGAAAUUGUGGAAUGUGAUUCGUGUGGUGUCUGUGUGCACGAAGGCUGCUACGGCGUUAGCGACAAUGUGAGUAUCUCCAGCACGAAUUCCACCUGCUCCACCGAGCCCUGGUUCUGCGAGGCUUGCCGAGCCGGCGUCACGGAGCCGGAUUGUGAGCUGUGCCCCAACAAGGGCGGCAUUUACAAGGAAACAGAUGUGGGCAAAUGGGUGCAUUUGAUAUGUGCUUUAUAUGUACCGGGCGUAGCUUUCGGUGAGGUGGAACAGCUCAGCUCGGUGACGCUUUUUGAGAUGCAGUACAGCAAAUGGGGCGCCAAACUGUGCUCGCUGUGCGACAAUGCGCUCUUCGCACGCACCGGCGUUUGCAUCGGCUGCGAUGCGGGCAUGUGUAAAACGUAUUUCCAUGUCACAUGCGCGCAGUCCGCCGGUUAUCUGAUCGAGGCCCAUCACGACGAUGACGCGGCGGAUCCAUUUUACGCCCACUGCAAGGUGCACUCGGAGAAGGAGAUGAUCAAGAAACGUCGUCGCAAUUACCACACUCUGCGCCUCAAUAUGCUGCAGCAGGCCAAGCAACGAGCUCUGAUCGAAGCCAAUCGACCGUUAAUCGAAGCUAAUCCAAAUCCAGCACAGGCGCGCAUUCAACGGAAGCUAUUGAAGAUACAGCAAAAAUAUGCGCAACACAAGCAAAUGAAGCCAACACCAUGGGUUCCCACGCAAAAGAUGUCACGUCUGCUAACUAGCUCGGCUUCGGCCUGCCGUCGUCUGCUGGCCAAGGCAGAGUUCAUGGCCGUUGAUGUGCAGCACUUGGAGCAGCGUGAGGCGAACAUACAAGCACUCCAGGACAUACGCAAAAAAUGGCAUAUAGCUCCAGCAUUUAGUGUUGAGUUCACGGCUUACUAUAUGGAUCGGAUUGUUCGCAUGGCGGAAUUUAGGCAACAGCAGCAGGAGCUCGUGCAGCAUAAUGCCGCUUUGAGUCAGGCGCAGGAUGUGCUGCGUGCCAAGUAUGACAAUGCCUUGGAGGAGCGCAAGCAAGUGAAGGCUACGCGUGAUGCUUUAGUCGCGUCCAUCAAGUCGCUGCAUAGCAGCUUAUCGCAGCUUUGUCCCGCUCUGAGUUUACCACCCGUAGAGCGCAUUGCACGCCCGUUGCCGGAACAGCCGCCCAAGGUGGCGACACCGCCACAACGGCCCAUUUCUGUGCCCACAGCGGCAGCUCUGAAAAUGGGCGUUGGUUUUCCCCUUGCCCACUUGGGCAAUAAGCUGGACAACUCCCGCAUGCUGAGUACUCAGCAAUCGCAUAGUAAGGCAUCCACCAUUGCGCCCGCCGUUAGCUGUGGCAUCUGCAAGCGCAAUAAUGACCAGCAUUUGCUUGUGAAGUGCGACACUUGCAAUCUGCACUAUCAUUUGGGCUGCUUGAAUCCACCGCUGACGCGCCCACCCAAGAAAUCCAAGCAGUAUGGCUGGCAAUGCUCCGAGUGUUGUGACAAAUCAGACGUAUCCGAUGCGGUGACUGAAAUCUCCCCAGGGCCGCGUAAAUCGCGCACGCGCUUUAACAAGGACGGGCAUUUAGUCUAUGUGGAUCGUUACUCACUAGACGAUGUGCCCAAAGAGACGCCUCAGCAUUAUAAAAGAGCUCAUAACAAAACCAUGCCUGCAACCAUUGACACUGGCGAUGAUUACAGCAAGUCGCCAAAGCGCUCUAGGAUGCAGUCGCCAAGAAAGACCCCUGUGAAUGCUCAAACGGUCGCUCACAUAGACCUUACGAUUCCCCAAGCUGCAAAUAUUUCCCAUCUGUCUGGCUGCGAGGACUCCAUUGAUGAUUCCAGUGGCAAGCAAUCAUCGCGCAAGGGCAAGCGCAAGGAUAAGCAUAAAAACAAGCACAACUUGUCAUCGGAUACCGAGAAGUCUUUCAGCAAGGAGCACAAACGGAAGCGUAAAAAGCGCGCUCAUGCCGAUGAGAGUACGCCCGAUAAUGCCAACUCCGGGCGACCCAUUAAGAUCAUAUUUAAAACGUUGCGCUUGCCCGGCGAAGAUGCGCCCGAGUCGCGCAGCUUUUACGUGCCCGCCAAUGCGGUGCGCUCUGUGGACGAGGCAUCACGUCCCACCUCUGUGGAAACAGUUGAGGAUGUCAUCCAACCAGAGCAGCCACCUGCGCCUGUCGUCGUGACGCCUACCGUAAUGGCGCCACAAAAAGCCGCUAAAGAGCCGAAGUUGGCUCCAGAGACGCCCUCACCACAGCGCAAGGUCAGUCCACGGAAGUCGACGCCACGCAAACAGCGCGUGGGCAGACCACGUGUAUCCACUCCUAAGGCCAAUAUUGAGAUCAAUUGCUGCAUCUGCCAGCAAGCGGCUAAAGCCAAUCAGGUUGUGACUUGUGAUGAAUGCCAUAAACACUAUCAUUUCGCCUGCCUCGAGCCGCCACUAAAGAAAUCGCCUAAAAUUCGCGGAUACUCAUGGCACUGUGCCGACUGUGAUCCCACGGACGAGGAGGCACUGCCCAAAAAAUAGUUUUACACUCAACUGGUGCACAAUUAAGCAUAAGAUAUAUGAUAUCGUAUAAUUCGUUGUAAGCUCUCUUUUACCCAAGUAUUUUAAAGUGUUUUCAACUAAUCUAUAAGCUAUGUAUCAUGGCAUCCAAAUAUUUAUUAUCUUAAUGAUAAUAUCU